AUGAUGGGAUUGGCACAUGCGCAAGGUUACAGUGAGUUUGCAUUGCUGCUCGCUCUUGGCUUCAAUGCUAUGCUGAGAACCAGUGAAAUGCUCUCGCUGUCACAUCAACAUGUGGUUCCUCAUCGCCAUGGCAAGGGCAUGAGCCUCAUCAUCCCAGGCAGCAAGACUUCACAAGGCAACCCGCAAGUCCUUUUGGUUCUGGAUGCAGAUUUGAUUGCCUAUGCCUCCUCCUUAUGCCGACCGGGAGAGAGGAGCCCAGGCCUUGCCCUCGCUCAGCUUCGUGCGCGUGCGGGCGCGGGUGAAGUGCCUCCUCCUGGGCGCCAGCGAGCAGGACCGCCAGAGCUUUGGAGCUGGUUCAAGGUUGGUGUCGAGCUGGUGAUUUGGGUGCCAGUGCCGGUGCUGGCACAGAAUGAGGUCUACACCGACUGGGUGGAGUCCAGCGAGGCCAUCGCCACGGGGCGGCAGCCGCCCAGCGCCCCGGUCUUGAUGCCUCCGGCGGUGCUCCUCGUGACCGAGGUCUUGUACAGCUGGACCCCUCUGGAGAGUUUGAACUUGGGCCCUGACUGCACGUUCCAAAGUUGGCUGGUGCAGAUCCAGGAGGAAGGCACUGGAGUUUGGAACUCUGUGGAGAGCUGCCUGCAGCAGAGCGCUUCGGAGUGUCUGAUUCAAGGCUUGCAGUGCGACACCGACUACAACGUCCGCGUAGCCGCCAUCUGCCAGGAACCUGAACUUGUGGGUGAGUUCCGCACCAGCAGCUUCAGGACGGAAACAGGCGACGUGUGCCUCCGCCCGGCAGCCACGCCGAGCGGUCUCAACGCCACGCCCGGUGCCCCGGGCAGCUCCUUGCAGCUCCAGUGGCAUCCAGGCGCCGAGCCGAUGGACUGCAGCUUCUUCUCCUGGGAGUUGAAUCUUCGUGUCCAGGGGGCGGCCGAGUGGCAGAGCCAAGGCUGUGAGGGUGGUGGUGCUCGAGAGAACUCCAGCUGCACGGCUGGUGGAUUGCAGUCUGACACGACCUAUGAGAUCAGGAUCAGGGAGAACUGCAGCAUCUCCAGCACGAACUCGGACUGGAGCAACGUCGCCUCGGCCAGCACCCACGUGCUCUCCGCCGAGGUGCCAGGCCUGAAUGCCUCGGUGGUCUCCUAUGACACCGUGCAGCUGUCUUGGGCGCAGCCGUUGUUGAAUGAUUGCGUCUUCUCGCGGUACCAGAUCCAGUGGUCUCUCCAAAACGGCACGUGGCAGGACAUCUGCCAGGCGGAGCUGUCGAGUAGCUGCGUCUUGGGCUGCCAGGUCACAGGUCUUCCUAGCCGCUCCCUGGUGCGCUUCCGCGCGCAAGUGCUGUGCGUGCGAACCGUGGCGAACAGCGGCUUCGCAGUGGCUGAGGUGGCCAUGCCGGACCGGCUCAUGGGCGCUCCGGAGAACGUCUUGGUGGCCGCGUCGAGCAGCGCCACGGAGGUCUUCGUGUCCUGGAGCUCGGGGCAGCUGCACGACUGCGAUUUCCAGCGGUGGCAACUGGAGUUGUACACCGACGCCACGGGAUGGCAGCCAUCUGAAGCUUGCAGCUUCUCGAGCCCGAGUGCGCAGGCGUGUCAGCUCUCGGGUCUGCCGUGCGACACGCAGUUUCAGCUCCGCCUCGCAGGCCUCUGCGGCGAGAGCACGGGCGAGAGCGGCUUCGCCAGCUUCGCGACGCCCGACGUGCCGGGCUGUCAUGCACAGGCCCUGCCGCCCAGUUGGGUGGUGGGUUCCGAAGCUACGGCCAGCAGCGUGAGUCUGACAUGGAGUCCCGGACAGGAGGUGGAGAAUUGCAGUUUUCUUCACUGGGAGGUGCAGGUGCAGCCGGAGAACCAGGCCACAUAUGGGCCUGCUGCAGGUUGCCCCGAGGCCUCGCUGCGGAACAUGAGCAGCUGCGUGGUGAUCGGUCUGCAGAGCGCGACGUCGCACACCUUCCGCGUGAGGGAAGUGUGCCAGGAGAGCACGUCCAGCAGCGACUGGGCGGUGACGUCGGUGCCCAUCAGCACCUUGCUGGUGCCUGCUCAGGCGCCGAGCGGGCUGAGGGCCAGCGAGGCCACCAGCAGCAGCGUGACCAUACAGUGGGACGUACCACAGCUGAACGACUGCCACUUCCAGGGUUAUGUGCUUCGGUGGCGUCAACGCGAAGGAGGCAACUGGUCGAGCUCCACGGGCUGCAGCUUCUUCAGCAGCAGUUGUGAGAGCACCUGCACGGCGAAUGGCCUUCCCUCGAACGCGCAGAUCGACGUGGAGGUGAGGGUCUCGUGUACUCAAGCAGAGGCCGAGUCGGACUGGACGUCUGCGAGCUUCCAGACCUUGCCAGUGCCGGCGGGUGCUGUCGUCCAGUUGAGCCUCUCCGAGAUCUUCACCGGAGGUGGCACUUUGUCCUGGACACCACCGGCCCUAAAUGAUUGCGCCUUGGCUGCCUACACCGUGGAGCUCCGUGAGGUGUUUGGUACCUGGGCGCUGCCCAGUGGUAGCUGUGGCCCGAGCACCACGCCCCCCUGCAGCUUGCAAGGUCUCAACUGCGACAGCAACUACGAAGUGCGGGUGGCUGCCAAUUGCACCAACCCUCUCGCCAGCGGGCCCUUUGCGACGGUCAGUUUCACCACGGAUGUGGGGGAACUUUGCUUGAAACAAGCGCCGGCUCCAAGGUCUGUGAUGGCCACUGCGUUGGGCGUCUCGAGCCUUGCGGUUGCCUGGGUGGAUGCGAGUGCGAAUGCUUCACGGAACUGUAGCUUUAGCGAGUGGCAGGUGGAGUUGAGACCCUCCAGCAGCGAGGGCUGGUCUUCGGCCUGCCGGGUCCUGGAGCUUCAGGUGACCGACUGCGUGGCGAGCGGGUUGCCCUCGAACACCGCUCAUCACUUUCGGGUCCGCGAAGUCUGCGACGACGUGGGCACGUGGGGCUACACCGCUGCAGCAGUCAGUACGGCUCCGGUAGCUGCCGCCCCAAUGGUGGUCCAGGCCUCCUCGCCCCAAGUCUCCCAGAUGCUGGUGCAGUGGAGUUCCCCCGAGCUGAAUGAUUGCCUUUUCAGUCGCUUCAAGCUCCAAUGGUCUGUGGACAGCAGCAGUUGGCAAGAGGUGGCAUGCGGAGCCAGUAACUUUUGCGAUAGCAGCUGCAGUGCUCAGUCGCUCCCCUCGAACACCGCGGUGACCUUCCGGGGCAGGACGAUCUGCACGGAGGAGGCCUUGAACGGCGAGUGGAGCAACUCUUCAGUGCCUGUGUCGACCUUGCCAAGACCCUCCGAGCCGCUGGUGGUCCACGUGAACGUCUGGAGCUAUGACGCCGCGGAGCUCUCGUGGUCGAGGCCAGUGCUGAACGAUUGUAUCCUGCAGGGCUGGCAGGUGGAAUUGCUGGACUCGAACCUCUGGACCUCCGGGCCGGGCUGCCAGGGCUUGACGGCCGACGCCACAGGUUGCAACCUCACGAACCUCGCCUGUGACUCCGACUUCCAGGCGCGCGUCUCCACGCGGUGCCACAGCGCCUUGGCCGACGCAGAGCCUCGCAGCGUGUCCUUCCGGACGGCGGCAGGUGCUGAAUGCCUCAAACGCGCUGGCGCGCCCCUGGGCGUGCUCUUGUUGGCCACGUCCGUCAGCAGUGCCACCCUCACCUGGGAGGCGGGCUCGCCGAACGACUGCACCUUUGCCUCCUGGGCGGUACAGCUUUCGCCCACCGAGCCGGGACCGAGCUUCAGCUGCGCCAGCUCUCUGCGGGACUCCACGAGUUGCAUCUUCUCCGGCUUGGCGGAGAAUUCCAGCUACGUGGCCUCCAUCCAGGAGCUGUGCGCUGAGAGCUCCUUAGCCUCCCCGAGUGCGUUGAGUCAAGUGGCCACUACCUUCAGCGUGCCGUGGCCCAGCGUGGCGUUGCAACUGCCCUUUCCGGACGAGACGGUGGAGCGGCGGCCGGAAGAGCUUAUGGUGAUGUACGACGUGGAUGUGGAACUGCCCGUGGUAGGUAGUGUGAAGAGCUUGGUGGCCAAGCUGGUAGACCUCAGCUGCAGGCACUGCAUCCGGAAGUGCAAGGAGAGCUGUAAGCACGACCGGGCCAUCAUUUGCAAAGGCCGGAAAGGCUUUGGCCUUGGCCUCUUCGUCUUCACCUACGACCAGCGCAUUCCAACGAGCUUGUGGGAUCACCACACCGUGCUCCGCCGCGGCCUCACCGUGCUGGUGCCGCUGCCGGAGCCCUUCCGGGACCGCGAGGAUGGCAGUCCACUGGAGCUGAGUGUCCUGGAAGAGGCCACGCAAAACGACUCGCCCUUGGAAGUGGCCGAGUGCAUGCCGAAGUUCUUCGAAGCGGACGAAAGUACGCUGAAAGGUCUGCAGAGCUUCAGCACCGAAGACCUACAGCUGGAGGCGAUCUUAGAGAAAGUGGAUGGUUCAUUGGGACUGCUGCACCCUCCACGCGAUCCAGCGACCCUGGAAGUCAUCGAUGGGUUGCCUUUGCUGUCCUCCAAGUCAGUGGGCUAUAGCUCCGACAUCGCGCAGGUCCGCGUGAUGCUGGAGGAGCAGCAUCCCAAUCUCCGGCUCCCGGAGGGCGUCACUUCGCUCAUCGUAGAGGUCGUGAGGCCCGAGGUGCAGGUCUGCGUGCCCUACAGUUAUCAAGGCUUCCGCUUGCUGGCAGUCAUGAAGGAGGGCGCUUGGCUUUGGGAGGACGCUGCGGAUGCCAUGGCACAGGAGCUGGGGAUGGAGCGUCCCAAGCGCUUGAGCUUUGAGCAUGUGAAGCCCCGAGGCUAUGGAGCCGGAGAGGCCCCGAGCCUCAGCGAUGUCAUGGCGAAGGCUCAGGCCUAUGUCAUGGGCGAAGAUCCUCAUACGUUGGAGGAGGGUUGGGUGGUGGUCUUCCGGAAUGGCCUGCGGCUGAAGGUGCAUACUGAGGUUUGGAACAUGGUCCACGCCUGGUGGUCCAACCGGAUCAACACCAAGACAGUCUUACCGCUCCUGGAGGAUCCGCGGAUCAACCAGGUGCCCUUCAGCAGCUUACGCGAAUGCCUUUGCGGCCCCGCCGCGACCGAGAAACGCCGCCAGAAUGCCGACGCGCUCGAGGCGCUUCUGCGAAAGCUGAAGCCUAUCUAUGAGGAGUGCCAGGUGGAGCUGCGGAACGUGGUGAAGGAGACGGCCAAGAAGUCCCUGAAGGAGCUGAAAGUGAACGGACAUCCACUGGUGAAGAUCAUCCAGAUGGUGCGCGGAAGACAGGGUUGGGUGGAAAGCAUCCCUGAGGAAGUCGAUUUGGAGACGCUGCUGCUGAGCAACGAGGCCGUGAGGCACAUGUUCCUGCCGCGUGCUGCACGUGCGGAGCGUGAACUGGAAACCACCUUGGAUGCGGCGGUCCUGCAGGGCAUUGAGACGAAGCUCUUGCGAGCGGUGCAGAUGUGUUUGGAGGUGUUGCCCAAGAACACCACGGUGCCGGCCUUGGAGAAGGACCUACAAAAGCCGCUGCCAGAGGAGAUGGUGCCCUUGAUCAGUGGCAAGGGCCUCAUCCUGCCAGAUGCCUUCCAGCGCCUCACCGCCGUCCUCGCGCGCCGGACGGUCGCUCCAGAGGCUUCGAGAUGCAAAUCAGAUGAGUGA
Messenger RNA from Durusdinium trenchii, 5568 nucleotides. The record is from the annotation of a GenBank genome assembly. NCBI's taxonomy places the organism in Eukaryota, Dinophyceae, Suessiales, Symbiodiniaceae.